AUGGAAGAGACACAGACCGAGCGACAGCAAAUGGUACGCCGCCACCACCGCGAGAAGAAAGAACUGCAGGCCCAGAUCCAGCGCAUGAAGAAUGCAGUGCCCAAGAAUGACAAGAGGAGGAGAAAGCAGUUACUCGUCGAUGUGGCCCAUCUUGAGGCCGAACUGGAGCAGAAGCACCAGCAGGAGCUGGAGAAAUUCCAAGAGAACUUCCCUGACGACAGCAGCCUUGACUCCGUCGCCAAAGACCUGGCCAAGAUGGAUCUGGAGAACCAACCACCCCACGUGACGCGGGCCCAGAGGCGGCGAGAGCGGAGGGUGGCCCUCGAACAGGAGCGGCUGGAAAGGAUCUCCGAGGCCAAGAUGGAGCACCUUGCCAGCUUCCGCCACAAGGAGGAAGAGAAGCUGGCCGCCAUCCUGGGGGCCAAGAACCUGCAGAUGAAGGACAUCCCGGCCGACGGCCACUGCAUGUAUCGCGCCAUCCAGGACCAGCUGGUGGUCACCGUGACCCUGGAGUGCCUCCGGGGCCGCACCGCUGAUUACCUGCGCAAGCAUGCCGACGAAUUCCUGCCCUUCUUCAGCAACCCCAAGAACAGCGACGGCUCCAGGCUUGAAGACUUCAUGAGCUACUGUGACGACAUCGUGCACAGCGCAUCGUGGGGUGGCCAGCUGGAGCUCAGGGCCCUGUCACACAUCCUGCAGACCCCCAUCGAGGUGAUCCAGGCCGACUCUCCCAUUGUGCUCAUCGGGGAGGAGUACACCAAGAAGCCGCUCGUGCUCGUCUACCUGCGCUACGCCUGCAGCUUCGGCGAGCACUACAACUCCGUGAAGCCGCUCGAUGCCCGUGCCGUUGGGGGUGCACCGCCACUCUUCUAG
This is a messenger RNA of Condylura cristata (star-nosed mole), 873 nucleotides long. RefSeq names its product OTU deubiquitinase 6A (gene OTUD6A). Gene Ontology annotation, molecular function: cysteine-type deubiquitinase activity. The coding region runs from base 1 to 873 and encodes 290 amino acids. The transcript has a single exon. Gene Ontology annotation, biological process: protein K29-linked deubiquitination; protein K27-linked deubiquitination; protein K33-linked deubiquitination. NCBI's taxonomy places the organism in Eukaryota, Metazoa, Chordata, Mammalia, Eulipotyphla, Talpidae. The record is from RefSeq and is a predicted model, not a curated record.